CCAAUACUUUAUUUUUAGUUUUUAUAUAUUACACAUUUCCAUUAAGGGCGUUCCCAUGAGGCGUUAAUCACGACAGUCAACUAUCGUUCGUGACACUCACGAUUAGAUUAGAUUACUCUGGAUUUAUUUGCAGUAACAUUAGUUUCUAAUGCAGUUAUUUUCAGCAUAAUAUUUAUUUUCCAAACAAUUAUAGCCAUCCAAAACGUUAUUACUGCUGAUAGGUAUUCUCAUGGUAUUGCCAUUCACUUCUGUUAUCACGGCGAACAACUGUCCGAUUGUCUGAGUCUCGUAUUAUCGAUUAGAUCAUUAUUUUGUUAAUGAUACAAAUCGUUUUUUAUAAACCGUGGUAUAAUACUAGGUAUUUAUAUUAUAAAAAAUCUAGAUAGAACCAUUAUAGACUAUAUUACUAUAAUAGAAUAAUGCCACUAAACCUUGGCCACUACUAACCUAUUGCUCUCGUAAGUGCAAGCGAUUUAUGAUUACAAUUCACGAUUUCUAAUUUUCUGGUUAUGCUAACUGCUGAGAUUCUGAGAAUAUAUUAUUAUGUUCCUACUUAUCAGAAAUCAGUGUACUCCAUUUAAGUGUUCCGUGAAUUAUAACAGCAAUUUCCACUUCAUUUGAGGUAUGUUUCAUGACAAAUUUGCUACAAAAAUAUUUAGGAAAACAAAAUUGAGUAUUGUGUUAUAAUUUUUUCAACAUUAUUUUGAAUAAAAAUAUUAUUAUUUAAAACUUGUUUAGUUAUGUAUAAUAUUUUAUUUUAUUUUUAUCAUGAUCAAAUUUAUUAAAUCUACGACUAAAUAAAUAAAUAAUUGAGUCAUGAUUAUGAUGAUCACAGUAUUAUCAAAUGGGUUCAUUAAAAUAUUUUAUAAAUAUAUAACAUAUUUAUUAGGGUAAACCUGGAUUUUCUUUUUAAACAUUUUUUUUUCCUCAAAUCUUUAAUUAAUUUCUAGUGAUUACAAUCAUCAAAUUUUUCAAAGAUAGCUAUUAUAAAAACGGAAAUUAAAAUUUGAGAGAAUCUUUUUUUUUCACCUAGCAGAAUAUAAUAUGAGUAGAGCAAAACAAAGAAAAUCCUAGUCCAACCUAUAUAAUAUAAAUAUUAUUAUCAAACAAGCGUACCUACUGUAACAAAAACUAAUUGUUUAGAAUCCAUUAAAUAUGUUCCACAGACCUUUAGAAAACUUCAUAUAAGAACAUGCUAUAAUUUAUAACCAAGCACAAUUAUUUUACUUAUAUAUAUUGAAGUAUUUUACUUUCUAUACAUAAACCAGUAUAAGGAUGUGAGUUACUUUUAAAUGAGAGGUGGAGAAAAAAUAGAUCAUGAAAUACAUUGUUAGAUCCUUAAUAUUAUCAUAGUUUAUUUAUUCAUGGAUUUAUCGUGUUGGCCGUAGAAACUGUGGUAUUGAGUUCGUUAACGUCCAAUGUGCAAUUAAAUUUUAGGAUAGCAUAGCUAUUAAUUUAUAACCCUGAUAAAAGUGACAGGUUGCUACCCUCUGUCCUGUAAUCAUACAUAUCUCAACACAUAUAUAAUAUAUAAUGUUUAAAUAUUAUUCACGCAUAUAUUUAUUUAAUUGCAUUUUUGGUAAAAAUAAAUUCUUAAUUAAAAUGGCAUACAUCUUACUCAAAGAAAACAUAAUUAUAUAUAAAAUAAAUAAUAAUAAACCUAAAUGUAAUUUAUUAUGUAUUAUAUUCAAAUAGUUUUAUUAUAAUACAGGUUUGUGAAAUUAUAGAAACUAAUUACAUUUUAUAUUAAAGUGAUUGUGUUAAACAUAUCUAAUUAUUACUUAUAUUUACUAAUGACGUUUAUUAUAACUGGUUAUUUUAAACGCGCAUUGUCUUAAUGGUUCUCAAGCCCCUCCUAAGUAAAGAAAUGUAUAAUGUGUAAUUAUUAUUUUAUAACUAAUCAAUAUUUCAUUUAAUGCAUUAUUGAUAUUCAAUUAUUCAUACUAUUAACUUGUGUAUAUUUUCUAAUAGAUUAUAAAAUAUGAAGUUCAUUAUUAAAUCUUUGGCAACUUUACCUUUGCGUCGAUUUCUAUCAACUGUACCUAAACCAUUAAAUCCGGUACAAGAAGCUGCCCUCGAAGAACGUUGUAUUCUGGUCGACCAAUAUGACCAAGAGUGUGGUCAUGCUACUAAACGAGACUGUCAUCGAUUAGUAAAUGGACAAAUCCCAUUACACCGUGCAUUUAGUGUCUUUGUUUUCAAUACCAGAGAUGAACUCUUAUUACAGCAACGGUCAUCAACCAAAAUUACAUUCCCUGAUCAUUACACAAAUUCUUGUUGCAGCCAUCCACUGUAUGAAAUUGAACAUGAACGCAACAACUUAGAAGGUGCUAAAGCUGCUGCUUGUCGUAGACUCAUGUUUGAACUAGGUAUUCCUAAGAAUCAGUGUGAACCUAAAGACUUGCAAUACAUAACAAGAAUAAGGUAAGAAUAUUAUUUUUCAGAUUUAUUAUACCUACUAUUAAUGUUUUACUUAGGUAUAUGUCCGAAGGAGAUGGAAUUUGGGGCGAACAUGAAAUUGAUUACAUAUUUUUUUUACACAAAGAUGUUACAUUGGAUCCUAAUCCAGAUGAAGUAAAUACUGCAUUAUAUAUUCCCAAAACAAAAAUGAAUCAUUUCUUAAAAAAUUUAAAUCAUCCAAUUACACCAUGGUUUAAUUUAAUUGUUCAAAACGAAUUAACCAACUGGUGGGAUAAUCUAAGAUCACUGGAGAAAGUAAUGAAUCAUAAAAAUAUUAUAAACUAUUAAAUAAUUUUGGUUGGUAAGAAAUUUAAGUUUGUGCUGAAUUGACAAAUAUAAAUACACAAUUUGAACAAUUACAUAAUUAUAAUAAUAAUUAGUUUUAAUUAUAUUAUUUAAUAAUUAUUAAAUAUAUUUAUUAAAGGUUUUAAUUAUCUUGGUUUAUUUUAUUAAAAUAAACAUGAUUGGGUUGAAAAUAAUAAAUAUGGGUUCAAUAUUUUGUAUUAUAGAGAAAAAAAAAUCAAAUAUUAUAUUCUAAGCUACUUGUAACUUAUAUGUUGAUAGAUAUGUAUUGUUACUAAAUUUGAAUUGUGUAGUGAAAUAUUUUCUGUAAUUUUUUAUUGAAAAUAUAUAUUUUUAUCUAUAAAACUCUUAUUAUAUUUAUUUACUUAAGAAAAUAGUAAAGUUUAUAAUUAAAAAUAAUGUAUUGACAUUUUUUUUCUUAAGCGAUAACUUGUCACAGUAUUUGUUUUAUUUUAAUUCACAAAUUAAUUAUAAAUUAUAUUAUACACAAUGAAUAUCAAUAAAUAAUUAAUAUACAGUAAAACUUCUGUUAAGGGUCACUUUUUGGUCCUGUCAAGUGUUACAACUCUAUAGGAAAUCACUAAAGGAUGGACACCUCAAAAUAGUGGUCAUUAUUUUCGGUCCUUUCGGUGACUCUUAUAUGGAAGUUUUACUGUAUUUAAGUUUAGAUAAAUUUAUCCAGGUCAGAAAAAGAAGAACGAUUAAUUUAAAUAAAUAUUAUUUAUCAACUCCCCCUUUUCCUUCUAUCACUUAAGAGUAUAAUUUUAGAUUUAUUAUAAAUUAAAAUAAUUUAUUUUAUCUACUUUUAAUUAAUGGUUUGAAUACAAAUAAAUUAUUGCUAUUGAAAUAAGAGCGAAAAAUAAAAAUAAAUAGUUGACAUAACAAAUGAAAAAAAAAAAAGAAAAAAAUGUGUUAACUGUUUCCAGUCGCUAAAUUAAAAAAAAAAAAAAAAAAUGUAAUCCUAUGUGUUUAUUAUAAAUAAAUGUACCUUCUAUUCAGUGAUUUAAAUAAAGUUUAUAUUUUAAAAAUUAUUAAAUAACAAUUUUAACUAUUUAUAAACCAUUAUUGUACAAUAUUAUAAUUAUUUCCCAUUAAAAUAAAUAUGACAAAAGGUGAUUAAUUAAUAUUCAUUGUUCAUGUGUUAAAAAGUGUUACGAUUUUAAAAAUGUAUAAAAAGUUGAAGUAAAUUUAUUUUUAAAAACAAUGAACAAAAACCAUAUUGAAUAUUUAUAUAAUGUUUAAUUUCAUAAGAAAUAUUAACAAUGGCUAAGUCUAUAUACAAUGUAUUAACUAAGUUCUUCAACUCUUUUUAUUAAAUUUUGUUCUUAACAAAAUAUAAUGAUUAAUUCCAAUAUCACAAUAGAGAAAUAUCGCAUUUGAAACUCCAAAAGUGAUUCAAGCGAUUAGUUUAAUAAUUUAAGCGAUAAAUCGAUGUUAAAUUUAUUUAAACACCAAUAUUAUUAUUCAUUUUUGAAAUACAUAAAAAUAAAUUUGUGUAUAUAUAUAAAUAAUACAUAAAAUACUAUUUUUAAUUAGUUAUUAUUUUUUUUUAAUAUGAAUAUAGGUAUAACUAAACUGAAAUCUAUAUAAAAAAAAAAAAAAUCAUCCUAAAUAUUUUACUUUAAUUUCAAAAAAAGUGCUAAACACCAGUACACGACUAGACAGUUCUUAUUGAAUUUGUUAAUCAGCAACCGGAUUCAUUCCUAUUAGUUCAAUUUGAAGGUGAAGGAUCAGUAACUUUGGGUUGUUUUCGAACAUUGGCUGCUGGUUGCGGAAUUUGUGAUUGCAUUACAGAUUGUCUGUUACGGCUAGGUGGUGAAGAAAAUCUAUGUGGUACGCCCAUUACAUGAUUGGUUGAUUGAUGUGGUUGUUGUGAAGGAGGUGGUGAUGGCCUGCUAUUUGUUUGCCGUUGUUUGGUAUCUGGUACUAUUACCUUAGUCAAUGCUUGUGAUACCUGAGGUUGAGUUGCUGUAGAUAAUGGCGAUUGGUCUUUCUUGGCAUUUUUAGUUGCUGGCAUGGUUCCAUUUGGAGUUAACAUAGAUAAUAAUAAUUCUUGCAUAAAAAAACUGCGAUCAGCUCGAUCUACAUCCAAUUUCUGUUGUUCAGAUUCAGUUAAUGGAGCAUCAAUGUAUCUUUAAAAAUAGUGAUAAUUUUUUUAAAUAAUUUAUUAUAUUUAAUACCUAACAGUACCUAUAUAAACAAUUUUGUAUAUUAUAUAUAUAUUUUACAUACUUGAUUAGAAACUGCGAUGAAUUAUUACGUGUAGAUUGGUUUUGGCUAGAAUUUGAAUCUACAACUUGAAUAUUAAGUAAAUUUGAAGAUAUACCAGCAGCUUGUGUUGGCACUCCUGAUCCAACUACAUUAUUAUUUGCCAAUGAUGCUGCUGCAGCAGAUGAGCCAUGUCCUUGGCGACGAGGUAAACGUUCCAAUUGCUGUCUUGCAGCCUGUAAAUAAAACAUUUUAAUAAUAUAACAACAAUAUAAAAACAGAAUUUCCUUUUUGAACAAAACUUAAGUAUUAUUAUUUCUAUACAAUACCCUGACUUGUUGUCUUUCAAGCUGCAGCUGCAUCUGUAACUGUUGCAGCUGCGACGAAACGUUGUGAGUUCCUUGUGUGCUACUUGCCGAUGAUCCAGGCACACUAUUUGAUUGUGCUCUUCUAACUCCACUUAAUUGUGAUAAUAACUCUACAAUUGGAUCAUCUCUUGCUCCACCACUAGAA
This is a messenger RNA of Cinara cedri, 5484 nucleotides long. The record is from the annotation of a GenBank genome assembly. Lineage: Eukaryota; Metazoa; Arthropoda; Insecta; Hemiptera; Aphididae.